CAAGGAAAAGAAAAGAAGAAGUUGCUUCAUAUUCCGUUCCUCCAAAAAGGGACGAAACCAGAAGUCGCCACUUUUUCUAUGUUCAUUUUCUUGUUUCUUUCUGUUCCCUUUAAAAAGCUACCGAGACUUUCCUCUCACAGACCCAUCAAUCUAGCUUCAGCUGUUUAUGGAGUCCAUACGGAAGCAAGCCUGCAAGCUCAGGGAGCAAGUCGCUAAGCAACAGCAGGCUGUAUUGAAACGAUUGGGAAGUUUAAGUAAUGAAGCUGUUAUGGUUGAUGAAGCUGAAAUUCUGUGCCAUCAACAACUUCAUGAUUUAUACACUUCUACGAGAGCAGCGAAGCAUUUUCAGCGGAGUAUUGUUCGGGGAGUUGAAGCUUUUAUUUCCAUCAGCUUAAAACAAAUGGAAAUAGUAAGAAAGUUGGCUGAAGAUUGCUGCAAAUAUGGAGCUGAAAAUCAAAACACUAGUACCCCUCUAGUUAGAGCUUCAACUUACUUUGGUACUUCACAUGAUUCAAUUGAAGAAGAGAGAGAGACUUUCCUUAGGAUCCUAGGUGAGCAGUGGAACCUAUUGAGCCUAUGGGCAACACAAACAGAAGUUGCCUCCCGGCAUCUCAUUAACCCACUCAACCUUAGUGAUGGUGGUACUAAUUCAGGACUCUUGGACAAUGACAACAGGCUUUACCAAAUGAAUCAACUCUCCUUCUAUAAGGUUUAUGAACCUUUACGGGCACAACUAACUGGGUCUCCUUUGGAGGAUGCUCGUCACUUGACUCAUCGUUAUGAUAAACUGCGUCAGGAGGUCGAAGCCCAGGUGGCUGAAGUAUUGAGGCGUCGAUUGAAAUCCAAGGCUUCUGGAUCUUCUGAGAGUUCCUUGAAACUUCAAAAUACAGAAGCAAGAUUGACAGAGCUUAAAUCCACUGCAGUGGCACUUGGCCGAGAAGCGACUUCUGCAAUGUUGUCAGUUGAGGCUCAGCAGCAACAGAUGACUUUCCAAAAGCUUCUUACUAUGGUUGAUGCUGAAAGAUCUUAUCAUCAACAUGCGCUUGCUAUUCUAGAGAAGCUACAUUCUGAGAUGAUUCUGGAGAAGCUACCACAAGAAUUUUCAUUAGAAUCAGAGACAGUGCAUCCAAAUGCUAGUUCAAAGAGAUCUGAUGAUCAUGAACAACUUACUCAAGAUGGCAAUUUUUUCAUUGCAAGAGCUAUACACCCUUUUGAUGCUCAAGCAGAUGGAGAGUUGAAUCUAUCAAUUGAUGAUUAUGUUGUGGUUCGUGAGGUGGGCCCUAAUGGAUGGUCUGAAGGGGAAUGCAAGGGCAAGGCCGGGUGGUUUCCAUCUGCAUAUAUAGAGAGGCACGAAAAAGCACCAGUGAGCAAAUUAUUGUAAGCAAGUUCAUUCCCACGAUCUUCACAUCUCGUAUAUUAAACUCGGUAUAAUCUGUAUAUACAUACAGUUUUGGCUUUAUAAUAGUUUCAAGUUGGGUGAAAUGCUUGGCCCUUUAUGGUUAGCAUUAUGCUGUGCAGAAUUAAACUUAUAUUUGUAACUUUGUAUUGUUUGGGGGUAAUAAUGCAAUUAACGUAUCCUACCUUUUCCUUGAAAUAUAGUCUGAACUCUGAAAAUGUGUUAUUCGUA
Molecule: messenger RNA, 1627 nt
Organism: Rosa chinensis
Lineage: Eukaryota; Viridiplantae; Streptophyta; Magnoliopsida; Rosales; Rosaceae
Product: SH3 domain-containing protein 2
Exons: 11
Coding region: 167-1381 (404 amino acids)
Molecular function (GO): protein binding
Source: RefSeq, a predicted model, not a curated record